AUGCCAUUCUGGAACGCCCUUUGGGAGGACUGUCUGAAGAAGAACGAAAAGACAGCUCGAGGCGUUGGCUUGGAGGAAACGUUAAAUGUCAUGCAGGCCUUCAAGGAAGAGAUCGUGAAUCCAUACACGGAUACAUCCGACUGGACCGAGGUUCACUAUUUAGCAAGGUUCAUGUACCAUGCAUUACGCCACAACACUAGACAUCUCGAUGGACUAUUCAAGAACCGUGCGCUCCGCCCAAGAGAAGCGGAGAUCUUGAUGUGGUCGGUCUUGAAGGCAAUUCAGCACCUUCACGCCCCGUCACAGAUCAACCGGCCAAGCGGGGGUAGAGCGUUAUUAGACGGUCAUUUUAAUCCAAAAGCCACCCAGAAGAGGACCGCUCGGAAUGUUCCCCGUACCAAGAAGAAGCGAUUGAAAACAGGUUCUGAGCAGAACCCUUUUUCCAACGGCCCGGGGGAGGAAGACCUAAUACCGGAAGACGGCACCGAUCCCACUAACAAAACUCCCCCAAAUGAUACUACAAUCUCGGAGGAAGAUGCUGGACAAGUUGAGAACUUAUUUGGCAUUGUGUCCCAGAUGAUGUCUGAGUCUUGGAAAACAAUGAUUAAAUCGUACGGCCGGGAAGAAUAUCCGACUAAAAAGUCGACCGAAUUCGAUCCAGCUGAUCCAUACUGGCAGCUAAUGUUCGCGCGUACAGCCAUGCAAUAUGCAGAAAUUGAUAAGGCCAGUGAUGUGGUUCAACAGGGGUCGGAUUGGACUGAUCCUGAUUUUCAAGAUAUCUCCAAUGAUGCGAUAUCAAAAAGCGGCCAUGACGCAGGCGUUGAAAAGCAGGAAUCUCAGUGGUCCAGUGGCGAUCCUCAUGCUGGUGUCGAUGAAGUCCAAGAAGUUCGUGAGCAAGUUGAACCUGCAUAUGAUCCUAUUGAUUCCAGUGACAGGGAGACUUUUCUUGAUCUCAACUGCUUUCAAGCGGACGAGGUAGCUAGCAUGCGAGUUGAUGAAGAGUCAGAGCAUGUGCCGCCAUCGUACCUGAUGACAGUGACGGAAGACAGUUUGAAGUCGUACCGCAGUCAGUUGUUGUGGAUGGACAACUCGCAAUAUCAGCCUCAUGACUUUGAUGCAGCCGUAUCACAGCUGUAUCUUGCUGCACCAGAAGAUGACGAAGUCUCCAUCGUGAAGGUACGCCAUCGAUAUAUGAGGAGCAAUUGUUCUCUGGAACCAUGGCAGGUACUUGGAGUUGCUCGUCUGUUGGAAAUCAGAGAGGCAAGGCAGAACGACAUUCCUUUGUCCACUGGAGCGUUUUUGGGCGAUGUCAUGGGUCUCGGCAAGACAUACCAGGCUAUAGUGUACAUAUUAGAGAUCCUGAGACGGGCAAAAUGCCGGCACAGUGCGUGGCAAGCUAAGAGCACUAAUAAUACCAAGGCUACCGCACCAGUACCGACUUACCGGCCCUUUCUAUUGAUCGUUCCAUCCGCAAUUCUGAUGCAAUGGGCGAAUGAGAUCCAGAAAGUGACAGAUGCUUUCGAUGUCCGCAUUCUCUUUGGAGACAAGAAAGCUUAUAAAACCGGGACCUGGAAAAAAGCCUCCUUGAUUACUGAACCUCUUACUUGUCACAGUGAGGUGUUCGAUGGCUCGUUCGAAAAUGCAAACGUGGUAAUCCUGACAACAUAUGACACUUUCCGUUCCCGUCAUGGGCCCCCCGCCGUAGAAAGAUGGUUACGAAAACAAGGUAGAAAGAAUCCGAUGCAGUAUAGUCCCUCGCUGGCUGCAAGCGACUACAAGCCUCCGGGCUGGCCUGGGGAUCUGGGGGGCGUCUUUCACGACGUGAUCCUGGACGAAGGGCACACCGUUCGCAAUAAGGAUAGCGGGUUAUCGAUCAGCAUUCGCUGGUUGCAAGCCAGAUUUCAUCUGAUCAUGUCCGGUACCAUUUUCUACAAUAGUAUUAUGGACUUUGCUGGAUAUGUGGAUCUCAUUGUGGCCGAGGAGGCGAAUCAGGUGUGGGACCAGCCGGACAAGAUGCGGGAGUUGAAUGUUGGACCUGGUGAUAAUCCCUUCGCGCUGGAUGAUUCUCACCCUGGUGCGUUCUUACGAUUCACCCGCCGGGCCCUCGAUCGGUUUGUAUUUUCAAAUUCGAUUACAGUCGCCGUCGCCAGUGUCCGUCUAAAGAUGAUCAUGCCGUCCAUCAUGGUCCGCCGAACUCUCAGUUCCGUCAUCCACAUCCGUGGGAAAACGGCCGUCAUUGGCGCUCGUAUUCCCCCUUCACAGACCCGUAUCAUCAAUGUUCAGUUUACUGACGCUGAGAGGAACCUUUACGACACUUUAGUGGCACCCCAUUACAAAGGAUUGAUUAUGGAGAAGGAUCACAAGAUUGUGCUCAACAUGGCCAAAUACCGCAUGCUCACGCUUCUGACCACAUGGCUGGGUUUUGAAUACGUGGAGAGCGUACUUACUGCUUCCAACCUCGACGACUUUCUGAGACUCUUCGCAUACAACACCGUGUGUCAAAGUCUGGGGCGGACCGUGCAUCGUAAGCAGUAUGCGAAUGCGAGGACGUGGUUUGAUGCUGCAAGGAAAGAAGGAAAAAGGAUCUACCCUUCGAUCAAUGCGAUCCGAACCCUGUUACGAGGGUCUCCUAAGAUGAGAGCUAUGCUUCCUAUCGUAAUCCAUAACUGUCUCAUUCGAAAGGAAAAGCAGAUAAUCUGGUGUAAUUUUCCCGCCAAUCAGAUCCAUGUUGCGGCAGUGCUGAAAGAGUGCAGCAUCGAUGCUCGGAUCUUCCACGCCAAGCUCGAUUACAGACAACGCGAUAUCCUGAUUCAUGCAUUUACUAACACGGACGAGUGCCAGAUCCUGAUCAUGUCUCUGGCGGUCAAUGCGCUGGGCCUGAACUUGCAACCACGAUGUAAUAUCAUGCAUUUCUACGAUCUGCCAAUAACCAAGGCUGUCAUGGACCAGGCAAUUGGUCGCCUUCGCCGGUUUGGCCAGCAACUUGUCGUCAUUGUCUAUGUUUACCAGGUCAGCAAGAGCUGGAAUACGAGGCAGGCUACCGCUGCAGGUCAGAAGGCUGUCGCGAGUAUGAUCUGCGAUCUGAAUGUGGAUAUGUUCAAGGUGGCAAUCCAAAGUACGGAGGAUGUGCGAUUCUUGAACUGGGUUGUCCGCAACGGCCACCUGCAUCGACUAGGGGAUGGAGAGCAGCCACUAGCAGAGGAUAUUACAGAGGACACUCAGAUUCUUCAGGCUAUUCAAGACUCCUUCGUUGAACAGGUUGGUCUUGCCGCCGACUCUAAUAACUUAUGA
This is a messenger RNA of Monascus purpureus, 3291 nucleotides long. Lineage: Eukaryota; Fungi; Ascomycota; Eurotiomycetes; Eurotiales; Aspergillaceae. The record is from the annotation of a GenBank genome assembly.